Rhizophagus irregularis DAOM 181602=DAOM 197198 is the source of this 1558-nucleotide messenger RNA. RefSeq lists its product as uncharacterized. The record is from RefSeq and is a predicted model, not a curated record. Gene Ontology annotation, cellular component: membrane. Lineage: Eukaryota; Fungi; Glomeromycota; Glomeromycetes; Glomerales; Glomeraceae.
UAACAUGGAUACAGAGUAUUACAGACUAAAUCACAGAAUCUAAAAAAGGCAAUUACAUGCGGUUAAAAAACAUUAUUUAUAGAGUUGUAAUUUGCUACAUUACGCAAUAUUUCAAAAAUGUCGCAAAACGAAGAAGCGACUGACGAUCUUUCAAUUCAGGUUCAGUCACCGGUAAUUAAUGAUAUACAAACAGACUAUCAAGAAGAUAACGAAAACUAUGAUGAAACAAGCCGUUUAUUGCCACCAGACGAAAAUUCACAAAAGCAACAGCAAGUUAAACAAACUACUUCUAGUUCAGGUUUAAAAAAUAAACGAGGAAGAGUUUUUACUUCGAAAGCUUUUAUUAGAUCAGUUUUAUUGGUGGCGUUUAUUGUGUUAAUUGUUGUUCUUUUGAUUGUUUUUAGAAUUCAAGAUCAUAUCAAAGAUUAUCUAGAACUUAUCGAAAAACAUAAGAAAUAUGGAAUCUUGAUUUAUUUGACUAUUUACACUAUUUGUGUAUGGUUAUUCCUGCCGGGAUCUAUAAUAAGCAUUGCAGCAGGAUUUUUGUUCAAACCUGCAAUAUUAGCAGGUGCCAUCAUUAUAAUUGGAGAUAUUUUAGGAGCUUUCGGUACAUUUAUUUUCGGAAGAUACAUUUUCUCGGAUUGGGUAAAAACUCAAAUCGAAAAGAGACCAAUGUUUACAGCACUUAAUAGUGUUAUAGCAGACGAAGGAUGGAAAAUUGUUGUAAUGCUACGAUUGACUCCUAUACCAUUUAAUCUGAUAAGUUAUUUCUUUUCAGUGAGUUCUAUAGACCUCUUCCCCUUCCUUUGGGCAACUGUUCUUGGUGUUUUGCCUGGAACUUUUAAUGCUGUUUGGAUCGGAUCGUUGGUAAAGAAUUUGAGUUUAAUCGAUAAACCAAAAUUAGAAAAUAAAGAUAUUGUCAUUAUUACAAUGAAUAUUAUUUUCGUAACAUGUUGUGUGAUUGCUUUGUCUAUACUUGGCAAACGAUCAUUAAGGAAAGCAAUGGUUAGAUUGCAAGCCUCAAAAACUGCAGAAUCCAACUUCAAUCAAGAUUCUGUUAGCUCUUCAUCAUCUCAAGGGGCGAUCGAUGUUGCAGUUGAAGAAGAAAAUCCAUUAAAUUCAAAUGCUGGAGAAUUUACACGCACAGAAAAAAUUAUUCUUUAUUUUAUUGGUAUCGUCGCGCUCCUUAAUCUUGCAAUAUCAGUACCACUGUAUUUUUAUUUUCGAUCAAUUGAACAAAAUAGUUAUUAUAAUUUAAUAAUAUGAUAUGUUGUAUAUUAAUAAUUUAUAAUGUAUUGAUAUGUAAAAUAUAGAAUAAAAACUGCAGGCAGCCUUAUUAUUACUUUAACCGCAGUAAUAAAUAAUUUUUUUUCAAGUAAAAUAUAAAUACCUAAAUGUAAAGUGAUAUCGUAAUACUGUUUCAUUUCCCCCUAUUUUUAAUAAAAUAAUAAGAAAAUUUUCUUCGAAGAUAGAAUAGAUAUUAUUUAUUCAGAAUCGUAUCGUCUUAUCGCUUAAUUAUUAAAAUAGAUUUCAGACAAGGUUAGAUUCAAUCUUUUAG